Messenger RNA from Cuscuta epithymum, 816 nucleotides. NCBI's taxonomy places the organism in Eukaryota, Viridiplantae, Streptophyta, Magnoliopsida, Solanales, Convolvulaceae. The record is from the annotation of a GenBank genome assembly.
AAAAUAUAAAACCUUCCCUUCGCUCAAGCAGUCAAGCCUGUUCGGCAAUUCGCUCUGAUUUCAUUAAGAGCAGCAUAGCAUAUUCAGCUAUCCACAUUCAACCAUGGUGAAUGUUCCAAAGACUAAGAAGACCUUCUGCAAGUCAAAGGAGUGCAAGAAGCACACACUGCACAAGGUCACUCAAUACAAGAAGGGUAAGGACAGCCUUGCUGCUCAAGGAAAGCGUCGCUAUGAUCGUAAACAAUCAGGUUAUGGUGGACAAACCAAGCCCGUCUUCCACAAGAAGGCUAAGACUACAAAGAAGAUUGUGUUGAGACUUCAAUGUCAGGGAUGCAAGCAUGUUUCCCAACAUGCAAUCAAGCGGUGCAAGCAUUUUGAGAUUGGUGGGGAUAAGAAAGGAAAAGGAACUUCGCUUUUCUAAGUUGCUGAGGCAGAGCACUUCAUGCCCUUUUACAUUCUUCCUGUUUUUGGUGUAGCAUGUGACGCCGUUGUGCGUCUUUUACUUAUCAGUGAUGACAAUUAUUAUCUCUGUUUUUGAAUUUCUUGAUCUAAAUAUACUCGUAACUUUCUUCAAUAGGACACUUUAUGAAUGAUUAUCUGAAUGCUUGCCUGCAAUUAGGGUAGUAAGACUGUGGCUGUUUCUUGACCAGCUUGUUGCCAUCCACAAUUAGGGCACCUGCAUAACGGUCUACUAUCCAGUGAUGUGAUCUUAAAUUAAUUUUUUCCCCAAUAGUUGUAGCCUUAUAGGAUGUAUAAUUAUGACAUACUUUUGUCCCGUUGUUUCAUUCCCCCGCAGCCAUGGCUGUAACAGUUUUC